GGGGUGGGGGCGGGUGGGUAGGUUGGAGUUAUAAAAUGGCGGCCUGGGGCGCGCUGGGCGCUGUUCUGCCCGCGGUCUCUGGUUGAGCUUCCUGCUCUCCCUCACGGCCGAACACAGAGAGGCGAGGCCCCUGGAGGACAUGGUGUUGGAGACCCCGGGCUUGCUGACCACCAAGUUCUUCGAGAAUCUCGGCGCACCGGAAGCGACCCGGCGCGCUCCUCCGGGCGAGCAGCGGCCGCUUCCCACCCGAGGCCCGCGGCUGCAACCUCGCACCCGCUCGCGGUCGUUCACCCGGCUCUCGCCGCAGCCACAGCCCCGCGAGUGCCGCGGCGGCCGGCCGGGAGGUUUGAAAAUAUGGCCAAGAGGAUUGCUGAGAAGGAAUUGACAGAUCGGAACUGGGAUCAAGAAGACGAAGCAGAAGAGGUGGGAACGUUCUCCGUGGCCAGUGAGGAAGUCUUGAAGAAUAGAGCCAUAAAGAAAGCAAAGCGUAGAAAUGUUGGAUUUGAAUCCGAUAGUGGAGGGGCCUUUAAAGGUUUUAAAGGCUUGGUUGUACCUUCUGGAGGAGGCGGGUUUUCUGGAUUUGGCAACGGUGCUGGAGGGAAGCCUUUGGAAGGGCUGUCGAAUGGAAGCGGCGUGAGCAGCGCCCCUCCCUUCUCCAGCGCCAGGGCAGCCGCGGAGAGCAAGGCGGCCUUCGGAUCCGUGGCUGCAAAUGGUCCUACCUCCUUGGUGGAUAAGAAGGUUUUAACUCCCAAAACCAACGGGGACAGUCCGCAGCCCUCCUCUUCCGGCCCCCCCUCUGGCGCCGCCUGCCCCCGGAGCGCCUACCACAAGCAGCUGGCGGCCCUCAACUGCUCCGUGCGGGACUGGAUCGCGAAGCACGUGAACGCCAACCCGCUGUGCGACCUGACGCCCAUCUUCAGAGACUACGAGAGACACCUGGCGGGGAUCGAGCAGCAGCACGGGAGCGGUGGUGGCCGGGGCUCCGAGCGUGAGGCCGGUCCAGUGCCGCUGGCCACCCAGUCCCCUUCCCUGUUUGGGGCCGCAAAGCCGCAGCAGGACUCGGCGUUCCCGUUCGCCGGCGGCAGGGCAGAGGGCGGCGCCGAGAGGAAGACGGAGCCGCCCGCGGGAGCCGCAAGUGCCUCGUUCAGCUUCGGCAAGAAGAUCGACGGGUCUGUCCUGGGCUCCCCGAACUCCGGCCCCCUGACUGGGUUUUCGUUCUCUUCAGGAAACUCCAGUUUCUUUGGCAAAGAUCUGACCCAGAAUAAACCAGCGUCUUCACCGUUUUCCGCGAAAACGUUGGAGGUACAGGCCGAAGGCGGCACUAGCGACUGCAAAGGCGGAGAUGAAGAGGCGAGUGACGAGCCCCCCAAAGUAGUAGUGACUGAAGUGAAGGAAGAAGAUGCUUUCUACUCCAAAAAGUGUAAGCUGUUUUACAAGAAAGACAACGAAUUCAAAGAGAAGGGUGUGGGCACCCUGCAUUUAAAACCUACGGCCACUCAGAAGACGCAGCUGUUGGUGCGGGCAGAUACCAAUCUAGGCAACAUCCUGCUGAACGUUCUGAUUCCGCCCAACAUGCCGUGUACCCGGACGGGGAAGAACAACGUCCUGAUCGUGUGUGUCCCCAACCCGCCCGUCGAUGAGAAGAACGCCGCCGUCCCGGUGACCAUGCUGAUCCGGGUGAAAACAGGCGACGACGCGGAUGAGUUGCACAAAAUCUUACUGGAGAAAAAGGAUGCCUGAACGCGCGCGGACUAGGAUGGCCGCCAAGUUGCUGCUGCCCCACCGCCCCUUAGACACAGUCCGUUUCGCUUCUUACUUUGACAUCCUGAGAACUUAGAGGUAACUGAAAACUUUGUGGGGAAGCUGAAUAUGGCCAAUAAAACCUUUAAAUGUUAAGUGUCAAGAACCUGUAUCCUCCCUUCUUAAGAACUGUCUAAUGUGUAAAAUACGUUUGAAUGACAUUUUUUUGGAAGAUCUUUAAUUUUCACUUAUUAAACUGACCACAAGUGGUUUCUUAAUAGGCUGAAAUCAGGGUAUCGAUUAGACUUCCCAAAGGCUGCUCCGAUCCACGGGUUUUGGGGUCUGCUGCUCCCGCUGGCCAGGCUUUCGGGCAGCCCCCCGUGUCCCGGAGGAAGCUUGCCGGCAGCAUUCUCCCCGGAGAACAGCACUCUUUGCAAACAAAUCCUGCUACCGCGCCGCCACCGCCGCCACCGAGGUGUUUCCUUUGCUUUCUCGUGUCGCCGGGGCUUUCCAGCAGCUGAACCUGGCCGGCGGCUGCCCCUGCGCCUGAAAGGUUUUAGCUUCUGUUUGCAGACUUGGCCCUUUAACCCCGCGGGCUGCUCUACCUGAUUGAGGAACUGCUUUUCCAUUUGAAAAGGAAACAAGUAGCUUGUUCUUUGGUUUUGAAGUUUCAUUCUUGAGGUGCUCUCCCCCCCCCCAAAGAGAAUAGAGGGGGAUUUGCCAGAAAUGAGGUUUAAAAGCACAAAUUUGGUAGCUUAUCGUGUAUGAGCCAUGGACACCAAACCGUUGCAGAAAUGAAAGUCGAAGCUUAGUACGGAAGAAAGAAGACGUCUCAGCUGUUUGGGCCACGCUGAACCCUCGGCAUCCUUGGAGCUCGUGUGCGUUAGCCUGGAAACGUGCAGUAAGGUAAUGGAAUUGCAAGUGUGCGCGUCAGUGUGGCCUUUAACUUUAGACAGAAGUAUUUUCUGCAUUUGAAACCUGAAGCUUCCACUUUUUUACAAGUCAGAUACUCAGUAUGUCCAUGCGGAAGGAGCCACGGUUCUGCGCCAGCGGCGCCAUGGCCCUUCCCCACAGCUGUCCGAGAACGGAUCCUAGUGUUCUUGGCAGAUCCUGAGCAGGUGAAUUAGAUACAGAUUUUCAUGUUUAAACGUCCACUCUCAUUCCUCGUUAAUCAUUGGAUGCUGGUACCAUAUGACCGCGUUUCAAGGCUCAGGGGCUGUGCCUGAGGGCUCACACUCGUAUGUUCCGAUCUUCAGUACGUCAUGUCUUCUUAGAAAACUGUAGAAUAGUUGUAGAUAGUACAGUUGCUUUUUAAAAGAAGCUAUAGUUUUUAGAGAUUUAUAAAGGGGGCAGGGGAACCAUUUUUAUGAUCCAGUACGUUAACUCAGGUGUGACACCUGACGUGUGGCCGCCGGCUGCCCGCUGACCAUGUGGUUUUCGGAUUCCGGUGAAAGACUCUGGUCCCGUGUGUGCCUCUGCACAGACGCAGCGAGGCGUGCGUGCGCGUGGGGGCUGUGGUCAGGCUCUCAUGUUGGGACAGCUAGGGAGGGAGUGGCAGUCAUUUUUUCAUUUCCUUUGUAGAAUCGAGAAUACUCCUGAGUGUGUGUAACAGGUCUGUGAGUUCUAGGACGUGGUGGUUGGUGGUGUCCCAGCGGCCGUGGCCCACCCGGCCUUGAGUGCAGUUAUCCAGCUGCUAGAGGUUGAGGAGAUGCAGGGCACAGAUUUCUGUCCUGUGCGGCCCAACCGUGGUCCCCAGGAGCCACGAGGCCACUUGGGCACUUUAAGAGAGGGCACUGCACUGGCGACAGCCUCUGCAUGGCCAGUGAGACGUUUCCCAAAUGCGGCCUGACGGUAUCAGGAUUGGGUCACCUUUCACCCCCACCCCGGAAAAGGAGUUGAUCAUCUUUUUUGCAUUAGUGGGUGUGUGUGGCUUUCUCUUCUGACAUUCCCAGCAAAUUGUUGCUGCUAAGACUCACUGUUAAAGUGACAAUUACAGGGACAGGUGUGACGCAUGUGUGGUCCUCACAUGGUAUUUCCUUCAUGUCGCUUCCCCUUUAGGAACUUGCUGGUCUCGAAUUGUGUAUUCAUAGGAAAGAGCCUGAGUGUGUGCGGAUUUUCCUGUAAAACCUAAAUAUUUGUAUGUUACUUGGAGGAAGAGGCCCCUUUGGCCCCCAGAGGGCCGGUCUUCUUUCCCUUGCUGUAUUAGUAGCUAAAUUCCAGCCCACGGGUUUAGUUACAUUUAUUUUUUAACAAAAACGUUAGAAAUUAGGCUUUCAAGUGUUUAACGCUGACUGAAGUUUAUACCAUCUAUGUGGCCCGAAGGGAGGGGUUUUUAACCUUUAAUCUGAAAUCAGUUGUGUUGCAUCUUGACAAAUACCGAGUGUCCCAGUGGCCUUUUUAACUGGUGUGUCCUUUUGAGAGUUCCCCAGUAAGCAAAAAAAUGAGCGUUGUGCUGUCCUCGUGUUUAGAAUUAUAGGCUGGAGGUGUGUGUCCAGUUUUUAAAAGCAGUUUUGGUUGUGUCUGACCAUGUAUGGAUUUUCUUGAAAAGGAUUAUAGUUUUACAAUUUCAGUUCUAAAUCAUAUUUUUGAUAUGCUGCAUGCCAAAAAGAAUCUACCUGUUCUGGGGUAGAGGGAAAAAAAUUGCCAUCUUACUCUCUGAGUGCAGAACAAGUCAUCACUGAGAAAGCCUUUUUGGUUUCAUUUUAAAGUUAAACAUGUCUUUUGAACAGCUGUCUGUUCCUUGAUUUCUGAAGUCAGAAUGCAAGCACAGUGCAUUUUGAAGGAUUUGCAAACCCAAUGGCUCCCUCCCAAACCCCCUGGGUGUUCGUUCUCAUUCUGGAAGUGAGAAUCUGUGGUAGAAACUGGUGAGUCCCGCGGUGCUGACGAGGGACUGCAAGGAGCCUGUCCAGUCCCGCACUGAGCACCGGGGGACGUUCUUGGCCAGAGGCAGUCAUGGUUGGGACCCUGGACUCUGCUUGACGCAGACGCGAUCGUAACAGAUGUAAGACUUCUUAGCAAUCAGAUAAGUUGUUUGCUUUCUGUUUUACAUAGGAAACUGUUUUCUUAAACUAAAAUACUUGAAUUGUCAGACAAUGUAAUCUCAGUUUGUAUUAGUUUUUGAGGAAGUGUAAUAAUCCAUGAAAUGUGAAUAAAUGGAAAGUAACCAAA
Messenger RNA from Mustela lutreola (European mink), 4908 nucleotides. It is a transcript of the gene NUP50, whose product is annotated as nucleoporin 50. Bases 355 to 1740 code for a protein of 461 amino acids. The transcript has 8 exons. Gene Ontology annotation, cellular component: nuclear pore. Lineage: Eukaryota; Metazoa; Chordata; Mammalia; Carnivora; Mustelidae. The record is from RefSeq and is a predicted model, not a curated record. Gene Ontology annotation, biological process: protein import into nucleus.